Molecule: messenger RNA, 765 nt
Organism: Phytophthora nicotianae INRA-310
Lineage: Eukaryota; Oomycota; Peronosporomycetes; Peronosporales; Peronosporaceae
Exons: 4
Coding region: 1-765 (254 amino acids)
Biological process (GO): potassium ion transmembrane transport
Molecular function (GO): voltage-gated potassium channel activity
Source: RefSeq, a predicted model, not a curated record
AUGUACGAGGUGGAUCCAAGUUACGAUCGCAAUAACCCAGGCUUCUCGAAUCUACUCACCACAGGCUACUUUGUGGUGGUCACGGUGGCCACCAUCGGCUACGGAGACAUCACACCGACCAAAGGCAACGUGGCAAGCCGCUGCUUCGCUGUUAUGAUUAUCAUGUCGAGUACGUUGUUCUUGUCCAUGCCUGUGGCCAUUAUCGGAGCAGAGUUCGAUCGUGCCUGGAAGCAGCACGCAGAGAGUGUCAAGAAGUUCCAGCAACUACAGGCAGGAACCGAAAUCCUCGUCAACGCUUAUGGUCGAGGCUUCACUCAGGCACUUGUCACCGAAGCUACGUCCCAGGAUUUCAAUUUAAGCCACCUACGUGACAUUACUGGCGAUCUGAAGCAAACGACCGAGUUGUGUUUCCUCAAGUGCGAGGAACUGGCGGUAAUGGUCCGUCAUAUGAUUGUUGCAGAGUCUCAGGAGGUUGCUGCACCGCCAACAUGUAUGAUCAUCGUCGUGUUCCAAACCAUGUCAGAUCUUCAGACGUAUGGCGAGCGCAAGGUUCAGCGUUACUGCGAGAAUGUCCUGGACAUCGCUGUUGGGGGCCUUGAUCCUGGUUGCUUUUCUGUUGACAAUUCGAACGCCAGACUCCGUUUUGGUUGCUCUGAUACUGAGAAACUCGAUGAUCCAACCUACUAUGGAUAUCCUGAAAACUUUGGUAGCAGCAUCGUGGACGACAGACUUUCGUGCGAUGGAUCAGACAAGAUAACAAUCUAA